Molecule: messenger RNA, 987 nt
Organism: Fraxinus pennsylvanica
Lineage: Eukaryota; Viridiplantae; Streptophyta; Magnoliopsida; Lamiales; Oleaceae
Source: the annotation of a GenBank genome assembly
AUGGAUAAGCUAAUUUUGACCCUUGAUAAAGGUACAACGUGCACGGCAUGGAAUUAUAGCGGCCACAGAUUAGCCGCUGGUUCAACUGAUGGUACCGUCGCUAUCUACGAUUCAACUGACCCAGUUUCUUCAACCUUUAACUGUACAUCCAGAUUCAAGGUCCAAGAAAGCAGCAUUUUGAAAGUUGUUUGGAUUCCACCGGAGUAUGGAGAUGCAGUUGCUUGCAUUGCUACUGAUGGAACUUUGUCAUUGUGGGAAGAGGUUGCACAAGAUACUGAGGCACUUCACUGGAAGUUGUGCAAAUGUUUUGAAAGAAACACAAGUCAAGUUCUAGAUAUUCAAUUUGGAGAUUCUCGCACUUCUCUGAAAUUGGUGGCUGCAUAUUCAGAUGGACAAGUGAAAAUCUUUGAGCUUCUAGAUCCACUUGAAUUGGAGAAGUGGCAAGUGCAGGCUGAAUUUCAAAACAUAAUUGAUUUAGUAUCUAAGUUUGGGAAUGCUUCAUGCUCAUCUGCAUCCAUCUCUUGGAAUCCACAAAGAGGUGAACUCCAGCAGUCAAGCUUUAUCUUGGGCUUCAGCUCAAAUAGCCCGCUUCUAAAUUCCUCCAAGGUUUGGGAGUUUGACCAGGAUCAUCAAAGAUGGCUUCCAGUUGCUGAACUUGCUUCGCCAGAGGAUAAGAGUGAUCAAGUUUUUGCAGUUGCUUGGGCCCCAAAUAUUGGAAGGCCAUAUGAAUUGAUAGCUGUUGCCACUAACAAGGGCAUAGCCAUCUGGCACCUUGGUUCAAACCCUGAUUCAAACGGGAGGCUAUCCACGGAGAAGGUUGCUGUUCUAUCUGGUCACGAUGGCGAGGUACAGCAGAUGGAAUGGGACAUGAGCGGGAUGACAUUGGCCUCUACCGGGAGUGAUGGCAUGGUUAAGUUAUGGCAGUCAAACUUAAAUGGCGUUUGGCAUGAGCAAGCCAUUUUGGCACCCGUCUUUCCUGAACAGUGA